CCUCCUCCUUCCCGGCUCCCUCCCACCUCCUCCCUCUUGCUCCGCGCGCCUUGAUGAGCGUGGGUGCGCCGCGGGCUCCAGGCAAGCAAGCCAGGCACGGUUUCUGGAGGGGAGGCGCGCGACCGCGGGAGGAGACGCAGCGAUGGCCGAGCGCUACCUCAUCACCAGGGACGCCGUGCCCGAGGGCGCGGCGGUGCCCGAAAUGGUGAAGAUGAAGCUCGAGCGCAACGCCGCGCUCGCGGAGGAGAAGCAGAAGGCCGCCGCCGUGAAGAAGGUCGAGAGGAGCACGCGCCGCCACGACCUGAAGAUGCGCACGCUCAAGUACGAGAAGGAGUACGCCUCGCACACCCGCAAGCUGGUGGCCCUCCGCCGCCAGGCCAAGUCCGCCGGCAACUUCUUCGUCGAGCCCGAGGCCAAGCUGCUGUUCGUGGUGCGCAUCGUUGGCAUCAUCAAGCUGAGCCCAAAGCCUCGGAAGGUGCUGCAGCUGCUCAGGCUGAAGCAGCUCCACAACGGCGUGUUCCUUAAGGUCAACAAGCCCAUCCUUAACAUGCUCAAGCUGGUGCAGCCGUACGUCACCUACGGCUACCCAACGCUGAAGACCGUCCGCGACCUGGUCUACAAGCGCGGCUUCGGCAAGGUCAACAAGCAGCGCAUCCCGUUGUCGGACAACGAGAUCAUCUCCGGCUCCCUCGGAGAGAAGGACAUCCACGGCGUCGAGGACCUGAUUCACGAGAUUUUCACCGUCGGCCCGGCAUUCAAGCAGUGCUCGAACUUCCUCUGGCCAUUCAAGCUGUCGGCGCCGAAGGGCGGGUUCGAGAAGAAGCGCCACGGCUUCUGCGAGCAGCGCGGAGGUGCCUGGGGCAACCGGGAGGACCUCAUCAACGAGCUCGUGGGGCGCAUGAACUGAGCGCGGAGCCCCGCACGGAGCGGGCGUCCGUGGUCUGCGCGGCCUGCACGCCACGAGAUCCGACGCCGCGACAAAAAUGCAACACCGUGAGGAACCACGACCAGCACCC
Messenger RNA from Prorocentrum cordatum, 1016 nucleotides. NCBI's taxonomy places the organism in Eukaryota, Dinophyceae, Prorocentrales, Prorocentraceae. The record is from the annotation of a GenBank genome assembly.